AUGGGCGGUGUAGGAAAGACUACUCUAGCAAGACAGGUUGCUGGGCAAGCUAAGGGUACAAAGUUGUUUGAUACUGUGGUUAUGGAAACUGUAAAACAAAAUGCAGAGAUAUCAGAAAUUCAACAAGAGAUUGGAGAUGGUUUAGGCCUGGAAUUUCGUGAAAAGACUAUCCUUGUUAGAGCGGAUCGGCUGCGUGAAAGGCUGAAGAAAGAGGAAAGGGUUCUUGUUAUUUUGGAUGAUGUUUGGGAAAGCCUGGAUUUGGAAGCUGUUGGAAUUCCUUGUGUAGGUGAUGAUUUGAGCUGCAAGGUUCUGUUGACUUCUAGAGAUCUCAAUGUUUUAUCCAUGAUGGAUUCUAAGAGAAAUUUUGCUGUUGGUGUUUUAGAAGAAGAGGAAGCUUGGAACCUGUUUAAUAAGAUGGCCGGUGAUCGUGCUGUUGAAAGUCCUGAUUUGUAUUCUACAGCAACUGAAAUUGCUAAGAAGUGUGCAGGACUAUCAAUUGCCAUGGAAAGAGAGGCAAACAUUGAAGAAAAUGAAGCAAUCAAUGAAAUAGAGUUCUGUCAGCUACGGUCCUUGAAACUUGGACACAAGGUCCAAGAAGACACUACAGGAAAAUGGCGUAUUAGUGGCAGUUUUGUAGCGGUCGUUCACUUACAAACGCCCGGUAUUGAUACUUAUAAACGCCACCCAAAAUUAGAUAUCAGCGGCGUUUUUGGAUAA
Molecule: messenger RNA, 717 nt
Organism: Durio zibethinus
Lineage: Eukaryota; Viridiplantae; Streptophyta; Magnoliopsida; Malvales; Malvaceae
Source: RefSeq, a predicted model, not a curated record